AGAGAAGUGUGGAUAGCCACCCAUACAGACUCUGCAGCAUUUUACGCAGGUUUAUUGUUUCCCUUUAAUGGCAGUAUGAAAUAGCCUAUCGAUUUAACUUGUCCUAUUUUAACUUUGGCCGAGAUUGGAUUUUGAAACGAGCUGGGUUGGGUGCCGCCUGGGAGCAGAGGAUCACAGGGACGGUGUGACUCGCAGGUCGGAGUGCGCAAAACAACGCGCCCCUGCGAUUCCUCCGCAGUCGCCAGACGGUGCGCAGGUGGAGGCGAGGCGAAGAGGAGAGGAAGCAGCCGCUCAGGACGGACGGACGUGCGGGGAUGUUCAGUAUUCGCGAGAUUUGUUCCAUCUAAAGGAACACACUGGUUUUCCCCUCCAUCGCUAUAGAUUCGGAACCGCUGUCUUGCUUUGGCGCAGCUGUAACCCAUUUCUCCUCCAUCACAAAAGUUUGACUGGUAAAAGAUGAUGCUCUGCUCCGCUCCUGUUUCUUCAUGCAUUGCUGUGGAUUCCGGCGUCAGCGUAAGUGGCCAGUCAUCACUUGAGAAACAGCUGCGAUUCUUUCGGUCUUAAUUUGCGCUGCCAAUUUCAGCAGAGGGCUUUUAUUCUGGCACAGCAUCGCUCGACCGGGAUUGCAUCCAUUUGAAUUAUUGUCGUACCCCGUUCCAUAAUGGACUUCCUCGGACUGUACUUCUUACAGCUGGCUCUUAUCGGAGUCCCACGUCUGGCGCUCUCUUCAGGCGGGAGGGACUGCCUGCGUGCCGGAGACACCUGCUCCAGCGACGACACCUGCAGCCCGCGACUGCGCACCCUCCGGCAGUGUGUGGCGGGGGACGGCAGCGUGAAGCUGGGGCCCGGGGCCCGGAACCAUUGUGAGAACGCCAUGACGGCGCUGCUGUCCACUCCUUUGCACGGGUGCCAAUGUAAACGAGGCAUGAAGAAGGAGAAGAACUGCCUGAGUAUCUACUGGAGUCUGCAUCAGUCCGUGCUGCACGGACUCAGCCUGGUGGAGAACUACCCAUAUGAGCCAGAAGAGAGGGGCUCCGACUACGUCCGUCUGGCCUCCAUCGCUGCAGAGUCCGAAGUAACGACGGUGAACCGCUGCCUGGAUGCUGCCAAGGCGUGCAAUAUAGAUGAGACGUGUCAGAAGCUUCGUACGGAAUAUGUCUCAUCCUGCAUCCAGCCGUCAGCCCGCUCGGGGCCGUGUAACCGACCAAAGUGCAACAAGGCGCUGAGAAAGUUCUUUGACCGUGUUCCCCCAGACUACACCCACGAGCUGCUGUUCUGUCCCUGCACUGACACGGCCUGUGCAGAGCGCCGCCGGCAAACUAUCGUGCCGUCCUGCUCCUACGAAGACAAGGACAAGCCCAACUGCCUGGCCCAGCUGCGGAUCUGCAAAGCAGACUAUGUGUGCAGGUCUCGCUGGGCACAGUUCCAGUAUGAUUGCCAGCCUUCUGAGCAGAGCGCUAGUGGCUGCAAGCAGGAGAACUACGGAGCAUGUCUACUUGCGUACACCGGCCUGAUAGGAAGCACAAUAACUCCCAACUACCUUGACAACUCCACAUCCAACGUGGGACCCUGGUGCUCGUGCGCAGCAAGCGGCAAUCACAGGGAACAAUGCACCGACUUCCUCACUGCCUUCAACGACAACGUCUGCCUGAGAUAUGCAAUCCUGGCCUUUGGGAACGGAUCAGAGGAGAAAACGGGUGCCAGCCAGCCCGGUAUGCCCAGUCCGGCGAUGGACCACCAGAACCCACAAUUGGCAACCACUGCCCCAGGUGCAGAGCAGAACAUUCUAAGAGCACAGAUACCUACUCAGGCAAAAGCGAACGAGAGACUGUGGGGCGACGAGGAAGAGUCCACUCUUCCCUCUCCGGGCUUGUCGGACUGUGCAGUUGAACCCCUCAGCCUGUCACUGCUGCUGGGACUCGGUUGGUUGCUCCUGCUGCUCUCCGACCAAUAAGAGGCCUCAGUCACCUGGCCUCCACUGACAAAACUCCAGACCUGGGGGGGGGGGUUGGUGUGAGAGAAAGCCAUUCCAUGUAAAUGACAGUGGGGAAAAAGGUUGAUUGUCACACAAACCAC
This is a messenger RNA of Etheostoma cragini (Arkansas darter), 2076 nucleotides long. It is a transcript of the gene gfra4a, whose product is annotated as GDNF family receptor alpha 4a. Gene Ontology annotation, biological process: nervous system development. NCBI's taxonomy places the organism in Eukaryota, Metazoa, Chordata, Actinopteri, Perciformes, Percidae. Bases 662 to 1954 code for a protein of 430 amino acids. Gene Ontology annotation, molecular function: signaling receptor activity. The transcript is spliced from 9 exons. The record is from RefSeq and is a predicted model, not a curated record. Gene Ontology annotation, cellular component: external side of plasma membrane; signaling receptor complex.